This is a messenger RNA of Paraglomus occultum, 2133 nucleotides long. The record is from the annotation of a GenBank genome assembly. Lineage: Eukaryota; Fungi; Glomeromycota; Glomeromycetes; Paraglomerales; Paraglomeraceae.
AUGACUCCAUAUCACACAACGCACGUAAAAGCACUGGCUUCGACAAGUGAUGAAGAAGCUGGUGCUCGUGAUGACACGGUAUUAUUAUCAAGCAAACGCAGUAAGCGAAGAAAUUGGAUGGAAGUGGCGGUCGAAUGGUCGAUCGAUAAGGAGAAAGAAGUGGAGGAGGGAGUAGUAGUAGGGGUAGAAAUAGACGAGAAUUCAGUAGCCGGGAGGCGCCAUUGCCUCUUGUAUCCUCACGUUCCUCGCAAUUUCUCUCUCUCCCGCUGUCUAUCUUCUUGUUCACCUCGAACUCAUACUUGUGGAGAACUCGGGUUAACUCAUGUAGGAUCACGUGUUGUUCUCAAUGGAUGGAUUCAAGCUGUCAGGAAACUAUCCCCAGAAUUAGUAUUUGUUCCGAUUCGUGAUUCAUAUGGUACCACUCAAUUAAUAUACAGAAAUGGAACGAACGACUCGUCCAUUUCAUUGAAGAAAACUAUUGAUACAUUGUCGAAUGAGAGUGUGGUCUGUGUUGAGGGCAUGGUUGUCGCCAGAUCCGAUGACAUGGUUGAUAAGCAAACAUCGACAGGAGAGAUUGAAGUUGAGAUGGAGAAAUUAUGUGUAUUAAACGAAGCCAAGAACUUGCCGUUUUAUCCCUCAGAAAAGAAAUUGCUUAAAGAGGAUAUCCGUUUACGUAAUAGACACAUUGAUCUUCGGCAGCCUGUUCUACAACAGAACCUACGAAAAAGAUCACACGCUGGGUGGAUUAUUCGAGAUUUUUUAAUUCAAAAGGGUUUUACGGAGGUUGAGACACCAAUUCUUUUUAAGCACACAUCAGAAGGCGCUCGAGAGUUCAUUGUACCCACACAGAACGUUGGGAUGUUCUAUGCUCUAACACAAAGUCCUCAACAGUACAAACAGCUGUUAAUGGCGUCUGGAAUAGAUAGGUACUUCCAGAUAGCAAAAUGUUUCCGAGAUGAAGGUUUACGUGCCGACAGACAGCCCGAAUUUACCCAAAUAGAUCUAGAACUUUCAUUUGCCUCGGCGAACGAUAUCAAAAAACUAGUCGAAGAAUUGAUUGGCAGAAUUUGGAAACAGCUUCUUCAUGCUGAUGUGGAUAUAUCAGAAGGAUUCAAGACGAUUUCAUACAAAGAUGCCAUGACUCGGUACGGCACCGAUAAACCAGAUACAAGAUACGGGAUGAAGAUCUCGGAUAUUACAUCCUACUUCCCAGACGCUCCGUGGAACUCUUCCAACACUAUUGAAUGCCUUGUAAUAAAACGUGGUAGUUCUUUCACUGGGGGUGAAAUCAAGUCGCUUCAAGCUGUUGCUGAAUCCCAAUCUGAUGCGGGCAAGAAUGAAAAUAAUAUGGUCAGUAUCAAGGAACAACAAACCAAUUACCUGGAUUUCAUCAAGGUCAAUUCAGAUAAUAUCACGUCAUGGAUGGCAAAAACAUACGUUGGCAAGAAAAUAUCAAAUGCCGAAGAGAUUGCGAGAAGAAUGUUGGGCGAUGAGGAUAUUGAAGCUGGAGAUUUAAUUGUCUUGGGGAUGAGAGAUAGAUUUAUCUCGGGAGGAUGGACACCGAUGGGACGUGUGCGUUCACACGCAAGCUCUCUUUUGCAAAAGAAAGGUCUCCUGUCGAUACCUCAAUCUCAAUAUGACUUCCUCUGGGUUGACUCGUUUCCCCUCUUUACCCGCGAGAAAGAGUCCAACGCUCUCAGAUCUACCCAUCAUCCGUUCACAGCUCCAUGCCCUAAAGACUUGGAACUGUUAAAUUCUGAUCCUGAAAAGGUCCAUGGUCAACAUUAUGAUUUGGUGAUAAACGGCGUUGAAGUUGGAGGUGGAUCAAUUCGAAUACAUUCGCCAGAAUUGCAAACGAUGGUCUUGGAGAAGAUAUUAAACUUGAACGUUGAAGAGAGAAAUGCCUUCAAACACCUGAUAGACGCUCUUGGACAUGGAUGCCCACCACAUGGAGGUAUCGCGCUAGGUUUUGACAGGCUGAUGGCCAUAAUAUGCGGUUCCAGUUCAAUACGGGAUGUAAUAGCUUUUCCCAAGUCUUCAUCCGGCAGCGAUCUUCUUGUUUCUAGUCCGUCCACGAUUUCCAAGUCGUAUCUUGCAGAAUACGGACUUGGACUAGCAAGUGAUGACAAUUAG